UCCUCUCCCUUGAAACAGAUCGAGUUUGUGUGUCGACCGUCAUCCCACCACCCUGUAAUCGACAACAGUACAUAGCUGUGGACCCAAUCCACAGUCGCCCUCCUACCAAUAUGUCUUCAUUCUUACCUGUCAAUACUAUUUCCACGCCACAAGAUCGGGUCAUGGAGGACGCGACAACAUCAUCGACCCCUCGCCCUCAUCCUAACUCCGACACCGCACAAUCGUCAGGCACGAAACCGGACGAGAGCACCCCGCGGAAUGUAAUUAUCAACGAUGACUCGACCCGCCCGAUAGACUCGCACACCAGCGCAUCGUUAACGUCAGAAGAACCCGUACAUGGCGACUCGGACGGGGAUCGUGAGGGCUCUGACAAUGAAGAUAACAAGGACGAUGCUCCACCAUCCAAGAAGAAAAAGGGACAACGCUUCUACUGCACUGACUUCCCUCCAUGCAACCUGAGCUUCACACGAAGUGAGCAUCUAGCACGCCACAUCCGCAAACAUACCGGCGAGCGUCCAUUUCAAUGCCACUGCUCUCGCCGAUUUUCUCGACUCGACAAUCUGCGACAGCAUGCACAGACCGUGCACGUCAACGAAGAGAUUCCCGGGGACUCACUGGCGGCCACAGGGACCCGUUUUCAACGACAAAUCCGAACGGAUCGGGUGCGACCCCAAGGGCGCGCAAGAGCGGGCACGGCGGGUAGCCAAGGUACACACAGCAGGGGCCAUAGUAGGAAUCUCUCCGCCUCGAGUAUCACCUCCACUGCAUCGACAUUCAGUCAGCCGCAGGAACUUCGCCGUCGGCCUGCCCCGUUGAUGAUGGCAAACGAUCGAGCGCGAUUGAUGGAUACGCUGGAUGCUCCUAGCACUCCCCCCGGCCGGGGCCUACCAGGGCCGCAGGCGGGUGGCUCCCCUUACACCCCUUCACACCAUGUCUUUGCAGCAGGCCCUCAUGGCAGCCCUCAUAUCGCGUCGCCAAUGUCCACUGUGUCCCAGGCCUCAGGAUUUUGGGAGGGUAAGACAGCAGCUCGUCGUUUGUCGGUGCCAUCGGGCGCAAACCCAUUCGCAUCGCAGCAAGCGAACGUCUACCCUCCAGGCUAUGCCCCAUCCUCUGCGUACGUCGCACAUGGUGGAGUGUAUGCCAGCCCCGUUAGCACUAACUACUCUCUGUCUCGCGAUGAGAUGCACCACGGAGCUUCAGAUGCCGACCUGCGCAGAAGGACAUGGCACCCAUCGACCUGGUCUGCCGUCCCUCGGCCAGCCACCAGUGGUCUUAGUAAUUAUCAAACCCCAGAGGUAUUCCAUCCGUCGGCCAAGACCAAUGGGACGACAGACCAGCCUCCGCGACUGCCAGGCAUUGAAAGUUUCGAUAAGGUGGUGGCUCGACCAUUGACACCUCCUGUCCGGCGACCGAGUCCCAUGCAACUGGACAACCCCAGCAAACAACCGCCAAACUAUAAUUUCGGGGGAGGCUUCAACUACACGCAACCGACUAGCCGACCAGCGCCGCCGAUUUCUGGUCCUGGACACCGGCGGGGUCACGUUUCUUGGGACAUGUCGCUGCACACAAACCUCACCGGAUUACAUAUUCGGGACAAACCGUCUCAGCGGGAUGCAGCGAAUUGGAGCCAGCAAACUAUCGCUGAAUUACAGAGUGUUGGUUCGCGGCCAUCGUCGUCUUAUCAGCAGCAGCUUCAGGAGUCCCGUGGACAUGGCCAUACGCCAUCAUUCAGCAGUGUUACCAUGAGCUCUCAGGCGACGCGAACGUCACCUGAAGAUUCCAGCAGCAGUGAAGGAGUUCACACCCCCUCUACUGCAUCUCUGGAGUACCAUCCCGCAAUUGUACAUAACAACGGAUAUGUGGAGCAGCAUCACCCACCCUUCGCAUCCGAAGGAUCCCAAACAGCUUGCCCCCCUCUACCACCUAAACCUGAUAGCCACUACGGCAAACGUGACCUCCGGUCCGAUUUCCUUCCUCACUCGGUGCGGGAACCUGGAAUGGGUCGGUUGGAAGCUCUCGUUGCUGUCGCCACCAGCGAGAACAAAAGCGCAACGAAGCUAUUUAUUUGAGAGGCCCCUGAUGGGAAUGGUGGCUGGGAUUGAUGAAUAUCUUAUUUACUAUUUUCAUUUGGUCCUCACGUUCGAACGACCUCGCUCGGCCUCGGCCUCGCCGCUCAUUCUCUUUACUUUUCGUUUUGAGCGGGAGUUGUAUAG
This is a messenger RNA of Aspergillus saccharolyticus JOP 1030-1, 2213 nucleotides long. RefSeq names its product putative C2H2 transcription factor. The record is from RefSeq and is a predicted model, not a curated record. Lineage: Eukaryota; Fungi; Ascomycota; Eurotiomycetes; Eurotiales; Aspergillaceae. Gene Ontology annotation, molecular function: DNA-binding transcription factor activity, RNA polymerase II-specific; RNA polymerase II cis-regulatory region sequence-specific DNA binding. The coding region runs from base 111 to 2069 and encodes 652 amino acids. The transcript has 2 exons. Gene Ontology annotation, biological process: regulation of transcription by RNA polymerase II.